Molecule: messenger RNA, 2601 nt
Organism: Bombus terrestris (buff-tailed bumblebee)
Lineage: Eukaryota; Metazoa; Arthropoda; Insecta; Hymenoptera; Apidae
Gene: pHCl-1
Product: glutamate-gated chloride channel
Exons: 14
Coding region: 667-2358 (563 amino acids)
Biological process (GO): regulation of membrane potential; chloride transmembrane transport; nervous system process
Cellular component (GO): neuron projection; synapse; membrane
Molecular function (GO): neurotransmitter receptor activity; chloride channel activity; extracellular ligand-gated monoatomic ion channel activity
Source: RefSeq, a predicted model, not a curated record
GGAACGAAGCGUGAACAGCUAUAAAGGGUGUCGAAGAAGCUUCAUGAAGUUCGAUUCGAGCCAAUCGUUUUGCGAAACAAUAGCUGGCAGGAGAGAACGUUGAAUGGUUUUGUAGUUUGGUUGGUUCGCGUUAGUUCGGCGGUGCGGCGGUCUGGCGUCUAGUGAGCCGGCUGGUCGAGGGGUGGCGGUGCGGUAGUGUCGCGCCGAAACAACCCUCAGUCUAAAAGCUACCGCGGUCGGGUGCGUGUCUUUACUGACGUCUUUCUGCGCGAUUAUCUGCCGCAUACGUCCAUUUACGUUUCUCUUAAUUGUGUAUUGUUCUGGACCUGACCUCGGAUGCCCUGCUCGAGUAUCAUAGUGCGGUUCUUUGUCGAUCCAACAGAUUGAAGGUCAAGUUAACUUCCGGAGCGAGUUGACGAAUCAGCGGAGGAGUAUCUAAACGGACGCGUUACCAAAGAUCAUCGUUUCGAUGACAGUUGCCAGCGGUGGACGUUAAAGCGAUACACCAGCCACCGAAAGGAUCCUUUGCUCGCGAAAGCGAACGAGAAGUGGUAAGCAGGAAGAUGAGAGUCCGUGAGAGUUGAAGUAAAAACCUGCACAACGAAUAGCAACAGCCUGCCUCGUCCAUUGCGACCAGCCACAUAUCUCACGUUAAGAUGACAUAGAAUGGGUUGGGUGGCGCUAGGGCGGUGUGCGGGUGGUGGCGGCCGCCUCUCGUCCGUCCUCUCGCUGUCUCUCACCUCCCUCGCAAGCUCCCUCAUCUUCACCAUCCUCUGUAUCCUCACACUUGCCCUCACUCUUGUCACUCUCGUGCGUGCCGAAGACAUUUUCGAGGAGGGCAAGUCGGACAAGGAGAUACUGGACAACCUGCUGCUGUCGACCCGUUACGACAAGCGGCUUCUGCCCCCGGUCCAAGGUACACUGAGGCCCCCGCCCCACACCCGUCAAGACGACUACACCCCUGACUACCUCGUACCCAAUGACCCUGAUCAUCCAGAGCACCUCGAACACCACCGGCACCGCUACCACCAUACAGCACCACACAACCACAGCUCACUGCUCACCCCUCGUCGAAAGGGAACCUUGACCGUAAACGUGAGCGUGCUCUUGUUAAGUUUGGCUUCUCCCGACGAGUCCAGUUUGAAAUACGAGGUGGAAUUCCUGCUGCAACAACAGUGGUACGACCCGCGAUUACGAUACAGCAAUCGGUCUCAGUACGAGUACUUGAAUGCGAUUCAUCAUUACGAUGAUAUCUGGUUGCCGGACACGUACUUCAUAAUGCACGGAGACUUCAAGGACCCGCUCAUACCAGUUCAUUUUGCCCUUCGGAUAUAUCGCAACGGCACGGUCAACUACCUUAUGCGGCGUCAUCUCAUCCUAUCCUGCCAGGGUAGACUCAAUAUCUUCCCUUUCGAUGACCCACUGUGUUCAUUCGCGAUCGAGAGCAUAUCGUACGAGCAAUCGGCGAUCACGUACGUGUGGAAGAAUGACGAGGGUACGUUGCGGAAGAGUCCUAGUCUAACGUCGCUGAACGCAUACCUCAUUAAGAACCAGACAAUCACGUGUCCGAUCAAAGUAAGCUGGAGAGCUGAGGGACAGAUCGUGGUCGACUACGAGGACGAGUUCGAUGAAUUUGGGGACGCAAAGUGUUCGCUGUGCCAGCGCAGAUUUGAGGAGCAAGGUAACUACAGCUGCCUGAAGGUGGAUCUGAUUUUUACGCGAGAUCGUGCCUUCUACUUCACAACAGUCUUCAUCCCGGGUAUCAUUUUGGUGACCAGCUCCUUCAUAACCUUCUGGCUUGAAUGGAAUGCGGUGCCAGCGCGAGUAAUGAUCGGUGUGACGACGAUGCUCAACUUCUUCACGACGUCGAACGGUUUCCGCUCGACGCUGCCCGUCGUGUCGAACUUAACUGCCAUGAACGUGUGGGAUGGCGUUUGUAUGUGCUUCAUCUACGCCAGCUUGCUCGAGUUCGUCUGCGUGAAUUACGUCGGCCGUAAACGGCCGAUGCACAAUGUCGUCUAUCGUCCUGGAGAGAAUCCCGUCACCCAGCGGCUCCCAGCGGUGCUCAGCAGGAUAGGGAUAAUAUUGGCCAGCCCCUUGGGUAAAAAGAAGCGAGAGGGCGGUCCACCGACCGGAGCUACGACAGGACCGAACGAGAUCGUAACCUGCACCAAUUGUGGACCCAACCCUUGCACGCACACGACCACCAAUGGAUGCACAGCCGAGCUGAGAAAAAAGGAACCACCGCAUCCGAUAAGAGUGGCAAAGACGAUCGACGUGAUAGCAAGAAUCACUUUUCCGGUCGCCUAUUUCAUGUUCCUCACCUUUUUCUUCAUCCACUACAAAGGCACCUCGUAGACCAACACCAGAGGCAACAGUCCAGAAGAAUUCCACCGCUGAUCAUCGAAGGCCACGUCACUCGGCGUGGCUCUAUCUCAAGUCGAAUUUCAAUUGUCGAAGAGAAGCGUCGAAGCUAGAGAACCAAAGGGGAGCAGGUCAUCUGGAAAGUGUAUAUCGAAAUCGGAAGGGACGAACUCGUCGGAUAAACUCGACGGUCGAAGAAAGUGUUCGGCGAUCUCUGCGUCGCUCGAAGAAGCGAAA